Molecule: messenger RNA, 849 nt
Organism: Menidia menidia (Atlantic silverside)
Lineage: Eukaryota; Metazoa; Chordata; Actinopteri; Atheriniformes; Atherinopsidae
Source: the annotation of a GenBank genome assembly
AUGGAUGCCAUCAAGAAGAAGAUGCAGAUGCUCAAGCUCGACAAGGAAAAUGCCUUGGACAGAGCUGAGCAGAACGAGUCAGACAAGAAAGCAGCUGAGGACAGAAGCAAACAGCUUGAGGAUGACCUGGUAGCACUGCAGAAGAAGUUGAAGGGAACUGAGGAUGAGUUGGACAAGUACUCCGAGGCCCUGAAGGAUGCCCAGGAGAAACUGGAACUUGCUGAGAAGAAAGCCACAGAUGCUGAGGGUGAUGUAGCCUCCCUGAACAGACGUAUCCAGCUGGUUGAGGAGGAGUUGGACCGUGCCCAGGAGCGUCUGGCCACAGCUCUGACCAAGCUGGAGGAGGCUGAGAAGGCUGCUGAUGAAAGUGAGAGAGGCAUGAAAGUCAUUGAGAACAGGGCGAUGAAGGAUGAGGAGAAGAUGGAGGUGCAGGAGAUCCAGCUAAAGGAGGCCAAACACAUUGCUGAGGAGGCUGAUCGCAAGUAUGAGGAGGUGGCCCGUAAGCUGGUGAUCAUUGAGAGUGACCUGGAACGUACAGAGGAGCGUGCUGAGCUGUCUGAGAGCAAAUGCUCCGAGCUUGAAGAGGAGCUGAAAACCGUGCAGAACAACCUCAAGUCCCUGGAGGCCCAGGCAGAAAAGUACUCACAGAAGGAGGACAAGUACGAGGAGGAGAUCAAGGUUCUCACAGACAAGCUGAAGGAGGCUGAGACCCGCGCUGAGUUUGCUGAGAGAUCAGUCGCCAAGCUUGAGAAGACCAUUGAUGACCUGGAGGAUGAGCUGUACGCCCAGAAACUGAAGUACAAGGCCAUCAGCGAGGAGCUGGACCACGCCCUCAACGACAUGACUUCC